CACAUGCCGAAUCCGAUCCAAUCAUGAACCCAUGUGAUAUUAAACUAAAUCUUUGAUGUAUCUCUCACCAAUAGAAAUGCCCAGCGUUGAAAUCCAUGAGCGAAUGAUGCCUAAAUCGUUCUUGAUUACCAGAUUUUAGAUCUGAAAAGUUAGGAUGAAUGGUGUUUGUUUACAUCACGAUGUUGUUGGACUGUUCAACAUUCGCUUCGUGCUGGUAAAUUCUAGUAAUGACACAUACCUGCUGUUUUCUGGUUCUCUUAUCCUUUGUCAAGCACUAGUGUACCUCCUUAUUCUGAAGGCCUAGCUGACGACACUGGGCAUUGCCGUCAUGGCUCCACGAAACAAGAGGGACAAGAAGAAGUCGGUUGCUAACGAGGUCAUAACUCGUGAAGUUACCAUCCACAUUCAUAAAUAUAUUCAUAGCGUAUCAUGUAAACGAAAAGCCCCUCGAGCCAUCAAGGAAAUCAGGAAGUUUGCGUUGAAGAUGAUGAAAACCCCAGACGUGAGAAUUGAUACAAGAUUGAAUAAAUAUAUCUGGAGUAAGGGAGUCAGGAGUGUACCUUUCCGAAUCCGAGUUCGAUUAGCAAGAAAACGUAAUGAAGAUGAAGAUUCUAUCCACAGACUUUAUACUCUAGUUAGUUACGUACCCUGUACAGAUUUCUCGGGUAAAGAAUCUAUCACUGUGGAAAGCGAUUAAAUAAAUAAAAAAAAAAUAAAACUUAAA
Molecule: messenger RNA, 724 nt
Organism: Lottia gigantea (owl limpet)
Lineage: Eukaryota; Metazoa; Mollusca; Gastropoda; Lottiidae
Exons: 5
Coding region: 329-697 (122 amino acids)
Biological process (GO): cytoplasmic translation
Cellular component (GO): cytosolic large ribosomal subunit; ribosome
Molecular function (GO): structural constituent of ribosome
Source: RefSeq, a predicted model, not a curated record